AAAUUGGUUCAAAUAAUCCCUUGUGCCUACUUUUAUAGCUCGUCCUAAGGCAUCGGUUUUCCUCACAAUAGGAAUGUUGACUUCAGAGGAAUUUAUAAAUGUAAAAAUGUGUUAAAUGAAUAUUUGGCUGAGAAUUGGCUGAUAAGUAACGGAGGCAAUUGGAAAUGGUUUAAGGCAAUCAAUGAUCAAAAUAAAAACAAGUAUUUGCCAGAUGUGCCAGAUGAUAAAAAUAGUUUAAAUUCAAGAAAAUAUAAUCUCUUUUAAGAGAAUUAAAGAUUUAAAUAGCUGGGGCACUUUCUCUGAAUAAUAAGAUGGAGAGGAAGUCACAAUAAUCAAGAAAGAGGAUCAGCCAACAUAAGAAAUUACUUAAAGCCAAUAUAGAUAUUACAACUUGUACAUUACUUAUGAUCUCUAUUAUAUCACUCCUCUAUUGUAUUUGAGUGGCAAAGUUGAUGAUAGACAAUAGAGUUAUUAAGAAGUCAAAGAGAAAUAAUUUAAUCUCAUUUAUUUGUUAGGAUGUCUCGGGAGAGUAUGCUGA
Messenger RNA from Paramecium tetraurelia, 538 nucleotides. RefSeq lists its product as uncharacterized. The transcript has a single exon. The record is from RefSeq and is a predicted model, not a curated record. Gene Ontology annotation, molecular function: ubiquitin-like protein transferase activity. NCBI's taxonomy places the organism in Eukaryota, Ciliophora, Oligohymenophorea, Peniculida, Parameciidae.